AAAAACACCUCAUGGUCUGUGUGUCCACAAUCGUGAUGUUAUUGUUUAUUAAAUUAUAUUAUAAUUAUAAUUCCUGUCAUUAAAGUGAACACAGUUGGUAAAGUGAAAUGAGCAACAAUACGGUUCAUGAUGUGAUUUCGUCAUGUCAUUUCCAGAAGCUAUUUUUCGCCAUGUGUCGUUUACACACAUUUCCAUGGCAGUCUUUAGAAACUGAACUCCAAACCUCACCUUCAGAAGUCAUUCUGGACAUCCUGAAAAAGACAUGUCUUCAUGCUGUCUGUGGUAAACACCCCCCAUCAGUGAAAUACAGGAGACUCUUCCUAUCAGAAUUAAUAAAAAGACAUGAGGCUACUGCUUUAGAGCCAUUAGAUGAGCUGUAUGAAGCACUAUCUGAUGUCGUGGGUGCUGAAGAGGAGGCAGUGUGUUACAAAACAUACUUUCUGCCUUCAGGGGAGCCGAUGAGUCUAGAAGAGAAUGUAGCAAUGAUCUCAGGAGGCACCACAGGCCUGGUCACAUGGGAGGCCGGACUCUACCUGGCAGAGUGGGCUUUGGAAAACCCAUACUACUUUAACAAAAGGACUGUGCUGGAGCUGGGCAGUGGAGCAGGACUCACUGGUAUAGCAAUCUGUUCAGCUUGCAAACCCAUGAAAUACAUUUUCAGUGACUGUCAUCAAAGCGUGCUACAGAGACUUAAUAAUAACAUCAAGCACAAUGGUUUGACCGAGCAGGAUGAUACAGGAGUAUCGGUGUGUGUGGAAGAACUGGACUGGAAAAACGUGAAGAAAGAAGAACUGCAAAGAAUUGAGGCCGAUAUCAUCGUAGCAGCAGAUGUGGUUUAUGAUCCUGAUAUAAUUGGCUGUCUGGUAAGUCUUCUGGACAAACUUUUGAACUGUAGAACCCAGCAGAAGAGUCCUGAAGUUUACAUUUCUUCAACCGUGCGCAACCCUGAGACAUACAGCUACUUUAAGAAUGAACUGGAAAAGGCUGGUUUAAAACAUGUCAUCAUUACGAAUCCCAUCAUGCAAGUCUUCCCGUACGAUAGAACAUCGUCCAUAGAAAUAAUCAAGGUACAUUGAUAUGGCAAAAUGUUUUGUUUUUUUUGGAAUAAAGUGCUCAUGUACAUUGUAUUUACACGUAGUGUGCUUCUUAUUCUCAUGUUCAAGUUUUGUCCAAUGGAAUUGCUGGAAUGCUGAUGACCUAAAAUGUUUGUUACCCUGUACGAUUAAUGUGACCUGACCUUAUUGUUGUUGGUAUCAAUUUAGCUACUGUUCAGUCACAGUGUUCCUUAAACAGAGGCAGAACAUUUUGGUCCCAGUUCUCAUCCCACCGUUGCUGCCCGCUUUCACGGAGGUUUCUUCGGAAGAGGCUCAGUUUACCCCCGUCGUUGGGGAAUUCUGAAAACAGUAUCUGUGUACAAGUAACACAAAGAUGAAGCACAUACAAAUAGCAGUGAUCUAUAAUUAGAUUUUUUGCUGAUUAAAUUACCUUAAAAUGUAAACAUCAAUUACUUUACAUUUAAGAUUUAUUUAGCUUAGUUUAGUGCUUAUUGAGUAGAUAAAAUAUCAGGAACAAAACUUUGGUUGGCAGUCCUAAAAAGGGCCCAGGUAGAAAGUUAAUGAAAAAGAAUUGAGAGAUAAUUAACACAUUUUAUUUUUUAUUUUUUUUCAAUGCUGUGCUUAUGUCCAGGCAAAGAGGAGGUCAUCCUUUCUUUAUAUGUGUGUUUUGAGAGACCGUAGGUCUCCUGUCUUAAUAAAAAUGUUAAUGGACAUCAAA
Messenger RNA from Trichomycterus rosablanca, 1773 nucleotides. RefSeq names its product eukaryotic elongation factor 2 lysine methyltransferase (gene eef2kmt). The transcript is spliced from 8 exons. The record is from RefSeq and is a predicted model, not a curated record. NCBI's taxonomy places the organism in Eukaryota, Metazoa, Chordata, Actinopteri, Siluriformes, Trichomycteridae. The coding region runs from base 108 to 1076 and encodes 322 amino acids.